Molecule: messenger RNA, 1206 nt
Organism: Scleropages formosus (Asian bonytongue)
Lineage: Eukaryota; Metazoa; Chordata; Actinopteri; Osteoglossiformes; Osteoglossidae
Gene: smdt1a
Product: single-pass membrane protein with aspartate-rich tail 1a
Exons: 3
Coding region: 95-385 (96 amino acids)
Biological process (GO): mitochondrial calcium ion homeostasis; calcium import into the mitochondrion
Cellular component (GO): uniplex complex
Source: RefSeq, a predicted model, not a curated record
UUACGUAGUUUACGUGUAUUGCUAUGGCACCGCCCUUACGUACGCUGCGUCGUGUUCCCCGGUUUAGUUCUAGGGAGUUCAGUUUAAACGAAAGAUGGCGUCGAUUGUGGCUCGCUGCUGUCGAGUCGCGGCUCUGAGGAAGAGCGGCGUUUGGAGUAGCGGCGCGGGACCAAAAUGUCCAAACCUGAGUCAGUGUCGAAACGCAGUGGUCACACCUUCCGGCGCCGUUCUACCAAAGCCUGUAAAAACCUCCUUCGGCCUUCUCCGGAUCACGGUGGUGGUGCUUCCUUUCCUCUAUGUGGGCACUCUCAUCAGCAAGAACUUUGCAGCCCUUCUAGAGGAACACGACAUCUUUGUCCCCGAGGACGACGAUGACGACGACUAAGGUGUAAACGGUGCUUAAAGAAUGACAUUAAACACUGGAUAGCAAGAGUGGAGACUGAAGACGACUUUGAAACGCAAUGAUGAACAACACCUCUGUCUGCCCUUAAUGUCUCCAAAGUUCUCUGUUUCCAUUUUAUUCAGUUACAUCCUCUGAUUUUUUUGCCAAUAGGCAACGUGAGGCUAACCCUCUGUCCUGUCUUCACUCGUUUGCAUGUAUAGAGUGUUCAAUAAAAAAAAUGCUGUGGUAGCCAGAGUUGUGAUUUACUUGAAUAUUAAAACUUGUUAGGGAAUAAAAUUUAGAAUAAACCAUUAAAGGCAAACAAUAGUAGCUUGCAAAGAUUUAGAUAAAAUGUAUUUUGUAAAACAAGACAUGUCAUAUUCCUGAUGCAAUGAUGGCACUGUAGUAUUUUGCUGACACCUAGUGAUACUACACCAGUGUUUGAGCUGUUUUUUUUUUUGUUUUAUAUCAGCAGCUAAGGGAUGGAGCUAAAUUAUAUUAAGACAAAUCACUUAAUACAGCACAUUUGUAAAGAAAAUAUUUUGCCAUAUUUUUUCAUAUUAAUAUUUUGUUUGGCUUACUUGUUAGCCACAUCUUAAAGUAGUUAAUGUCAAUUCAGGUGUACUAUGGAAGGCCCCUCCUGGGAUCCAAAUUAACUGUCAGCCCAUCUUACACAAAUAUUUCAGUAAGGAUUUGUAGAAAUGUCUUUGAUAGCAUUUCAAGCUCCUGUAAAACACAUAGUUGCACCUACAAGAUGGAACAACAGCCACAAACUAGAAAAUGGAAAAUACUGUACAUGUUCAUAAUAAAAGUCUCACACAAAA